This is a messenger RNA of Penicillium canescens, 1425 nucleotides long. Its product is annotated as oxidoreductase, short-chain dehydrogenase/reductase family. The record is from RefSeq and is a predicted model, not a curated record. The transcript is spliced from 3 exons. NCBI's taxonomy places the organism in Eukaryota, Fungi, Ascomycota, Eurotiomycetes, Eurotiales, Aspergillaceae. Bases 1 to 1425 code for a protein of 474 amino acids.
AUGAACGAGAUAGAACACUGGGAGCUGCCGGACAGCUAUGUUCAUGCAUGUACGCCCCUUGACGCGAGGAGACCCAUCAGAUCUAUCACGGGGUCAUUAUCUCUCCAUGAUUACCGCAAGUUACUUUCUGCGGAUCCCGUCGAUCAUGCAAGUGGGAAAUUGAAGCGAAAGACCGCUGCGUUGCAUUUGAACUGUCCAUCUGCCCUUCCUCCCUCUUCUGUCUCUGUCGCAUCGAGUCCUCCGCCACUGUCGCCUUCGUAUUCGCACAGUAUCAUCUCACAGCGGAGUGAAGAACCCGAAAUCGGCGAAGCUCAGCCUGUUCACGUCCAGCCGCAAUCCCCACGGGUUACUGUUGUCUCAGAGAACGGGACUCGUGUUAGACCUAAUAAUAGGAAGCGAUUGAAUACUUUCCGCGAGAAGCUUCAAAAAAACGCCCGGGCCCAGGCUGAAGCUAAAGCUAGAGCUCGUUCUCAACAAUCAGACUCAAUGCUGGCUCACACGCAGGCCGUCCCCACCGUCUCGCACGGUGGUGCCUGCUUUGAGAUCUUGAAUCCGCGCAAGUCGCUGGACCUUGCACGUAUUGUCUCGUAUAUCGAAGAUGUCGAUGGUUGCUCGAUGCUCUCCGACAACCGAGACUCGGCAUUCUCCCUCGAACAAGGACUGGAUCGGGUGUCCCUGUCCCAAUUCACCGACGCCUCAUUGCCAUCCUUCUACUCUACCAAUUCGCUGUAUAAUUCUCUCCAACCCGAUUGCUCAACCCCCAAGCCCCAGACCACGGAUAUCCCGUCGUCCUCACCAGGGAUCCACGAUCACGUCCGCUCUCUAUCAGAUUUUCCUUACAACCCACACUUCAGCCACUGGAGUCACUCUGUACAAGACGAGCCAACUUCGCACAUCGACUUAAUCCAAGAUACAGACGCCGACACAGAUGGCGACACUAAUGCCGACAACGACGACUACCAAACCAACCACUCAUUCCGCUAUAGAGGCGCAUCUACCUCCCAAACAACAACCCCAUCCACAGAAACAAACCCACCACCCCUCUCCCACACAGAAACAGACUCCCGCCCGGUCUCCUCAUCCCAACAAACCUUCUCAGAAGAGAGCGAAAUCGGCGAACCAGGCUCCCCAGUCUACGCCAACGGCGAAUGGGCCCAAGUAAACGAGCGCGACAGAGGCAUCUUCUAUGAAAUAGAACAAGACUUCCACACCCCACAAGAAACACCUCUCGCCACACCAAUCAAUUCGCCCCUCUACUCCCCCUUCGACUCAACCUCUACAUCUGCAUACCCCUACCCCAAACCACCACCCUUCCAUCAUCAUCACAACCACUACUCAACUCCCCCCAAUUACCCUCAACACCGAACUCCUACUCCCACCCCCACUCCCCCUCGGAUCCAUACACAUACGAUCCCGUCUACCUAG